CGCCGCGCAUCCAGCGAGCGGAGCCGGGGUCGAGCGUGAGCUUCGCUGCUGCCGCUGGAGUUGGUGCCCGCCGGAGCCCCGGAUCGGGGCCUGGAGCCAUGGCUGAGCACAUGAUGAUGUCCAUGAGCCACGGUGGCAGCGGGCUGCAGGGUUACCGCAUGGGGGUGAGCGGGCUGCAGGGACCCCCGCAGCAUGGGCAGCACGUGCUGAGGACGCUGCCUGCCGCCGGUCAGAUGAUGCCCUAUGGAGGGGCCACCAUGGAUGGUGCGAUGAGGCCAAGACCCAACCUCAACGGACAGAUGAGCCACCACCAGAUGCAGAGCGCGAUGAUGUUCAACGGCCCCAGCCAGCAGCAGCAGCAAUACAUGGGGCCGGUGGGCACCCAGCAGCUGAUGGCCAGCAUGCACCUACAAAAACUCAACACCCAGUACCAGGGUCACCCCCUGGGUAUGAGCAAUGGGCCCAUGGGAGCUGGUGCCCAGCAGUACAGAGUGGGGCCAAGCCAGCACCCAGCCAUGCAGCACAUGCCCUCACCAGCGCUGACCUUGAACGUUAUGGACACUGAUCUCAUAGAUGAGGAGGUCUUGACAUCCCUUGUCCUGGAACUGGGGUUGGACCGGAUUCAGGAGCUGCCAGAGCUAUUCUUGGGACAGAACGAGUUCGACUUCAUUUCAGACUUUGUUAGCAAACAGCAGCCCAGUGCCAUCAGCUGUUGAGGGGCUUGGAGCUCCUCCUUGCGUCUUGGUGGUUUUGAGUUUGUUUCUAACUUCCUUCUCCACCUGCCAUCCUCCUCCCUUCCCCUGCCUUGCCCUGCCCUGGAUUCCUGCCCUCCCCAAAGAGACAAUCAUCGGACACUGGCUUGCAAUGGAUUGCUUUUUGUUUUGGUUUUUGUUUUUUCCUUCUGUGUGGUUUUCCUG
This is a messenger RNA of Neopsephotus bourkii (Bourke's parrot), 917 nucleotides long. RefSeq names its product cbp/p300-interacting transactivator 3. Bases 99 to 716 code for a protein of 205 amino acids. Lineage: Eukaryota; Metazoa; Chordata; Aves; Psittaciformes; Psittacidae. The transcript is spliced from 2 exons. Gene Ontology annotation, biological process: regulation of DNA-templated transcription. Gene Ontology annotation, cellular component: nucleus. The record is from RefSeq and is a predicted model, not a curated record.